Molecule: messenger RNA, 606 nt
Organism: Vigna radiata var. radiata (mung bean)
Lineage: Eukaryota; Viridiplantae; Streptophyta; Magnoliopsida; Fabales; Fabaceae
Exons: 1
Coding region: 1-606 (201 amino acids)
Source: RefSeq, a predicted model, not a curated record
AUGGAAGCGGGUCACAUCUUACUUGGACGGCCUUGGCAAUUUGACAAACAAACUUUGCAUGAUGGAGUCACCAACAAGAUAACCAUUCAACAUAAAGGCAAAAAGAUUAUUUUGAGCCUUCUUACACCACCGCAAGUGCGAGAGGAUCAAAUAAUAUUUAAGAAGAAGUUGGAUGGUGAGAAAAAGCUCCACUCUACCAAAGUUUCCAAAGAGAAAAAGUUGAGUUUGGUCGAAUGUGCCUCAACCAAUGAAGUUGUCCCACCACACUCUUCUAAAAAUCUUUUCCUUGGACAACCUCACUUUCUUCUCUAUUGUAAGGAGGCACUUCUUUCCAUAAAUAAUCCACUUGAGUCUCAUCCAAAGGGGUUACAAAAGCUUUUGAAAGAAUUUGAUGAUUUAUUUCCUAAAGAGGUUCCAAGUGGAUUACCACCUCUUAGAGGAAUUGAACAUCAAAUUGAUUUGAUUCCUGGCGCCAGCCUUCCCAAUAGGCCAGCUUAUAGGACUAACCCCACAGAAACCAAAGAGAUAGAGAAGCAAGUUAAUGAUUUUUUGGGAAAGGGUGGAUACAAAAGAGCCUUAGCCCUUGUGCGGUGCCAGUGUUGUUAG